Messenger RNA from Necator americanus (New World hookworm), 2046 nucleotides. RefSeq lists its product as uncharacterized. Gene Ontology annotation, biological process: transmembrane transport. Gene Ontology annotation, cellular component: membrane. Bases 1 to 2046 code for a protein of 681 amino acids. Lineage: Eukaryota; Metazoa; Nematoda; Chromadorea; Rhabditida; Ancylostomatidae. The transcript has 11 exons. The record is from RefSeq and is a predicted model, not a curated record. Gene Ontology annotation, molecular function: transmembrane transporter activity.
AUGUGUGCCGAAACUAACAGCAUAUCGUCAGGCUCUAUAGGUUCGUCUUCGUCGGGCUUCAACGACUCAGAUGACUACCGUCAAGUUCUAUGUGGAUGUGCUGGUGCGAAUAGAUAUGGUAUUCUUGCUCUAACUCUUUGCUAUCUCUCUUUCCUGAUGUCUAGCCUGAUCGCAUUUAACGCAACAUUCGUGGCCAUGAUGGAUAAAACCACUUCACCGCUCUACAAUGGUUCCAUAACAGACGAUAUUGACUGGCAGAGUUCAGAAUUGUCCAUCGGAGAUCGUCGAUUGUCAUUUGAUGUAAUGGAGAAAAGUUUGACGUUUGCUGGUGGCUUUACCGGCGCCAUGCUCAUCACUUUUCCUCUGAAUAUGCUUCUCCAGAGGUUUGGUACUCAUAAAGUGAUGACUGUAGUUGGUGUAGUGUGCACUUUAAUGGUCGCAGUAACACCAGUGAUCGUCUGUUGGUCGUUUCCAGUUUUCGUAGUUGUGAGGAUAAUUUCGGGUAUAUCUAUCUCAAAUUCGUUCCCAGUGGCCGGUGCUGUUAUUAACGAAUGGGCAUCCACGAAGGAAAAAGGCUUCUUUAUCGCCGUACUUUCGGCCUAUGUUGAGCUUUCUGCAUUGUUUACCAUGCCGAUCAGUGGAUUAGUGGCCACUAAAGUGAGCUGGGAUUUUGUGUUUUACCUUCAUGCUGUUAUUCUGGGAAUAUUCACUGUUCUUUGGGCUGUUUACUAUAGAGAUAAACCUAAGAAACACCCAUUUGUUGCUCGAGGAGAAUGGCAAAAAAUUAGUCUGGGAAAGAAACCGGUCUCAGGAAAGACAUCCCCACCCCUUCAACGGAUAUUCCGAUCGAUGGUGAUCUGGGCGAUUUGGAUCGCUGUCAUCGGCAAUUUCCUCGUGUCUCAGUUCACAAUCUCCUAUUCACCGCUAUAUCUCUCCUAUGUGCUCGGAUUCCCAACUAUGACGGCUGGAUUUCUAACAAUCGCUCCACUGGCUGUUCAAUUGGUGAUCAAAAUGUUUACUGGACUGGCUUCGGAUCGGCUGCGGUGUCUUCCCGAAGUGGGUAAGCUCCGCCUGUUCAACUCAGUAGCCCUUCUAGGAUCCGGACUGUUCUUUAUUUUGCUAUCGGUCGUUCCACCUGCUGGAAAUGCUUCCGAUGUCAUACUGAUUAUAAUUCCUGUAGCGCUGCUGGGAUUUUCAUCUGGUGGCUAUCCGAAAUGUGCUGUCAUGGUAUCACAACAGCACUCUCCAUUCGUGAUGUCCAUUGUACAGAUCGUCGCUUGUUUUUCUUUGCUGAUCGGCUCCUUCGUUGUGCCUGCACUGACCAAAAAUGACACAUUUGACCAAUGGCGAACAGUGUUUCUUAUUUACGCUUUCGUGCUUACACUGUCCAACACAAUCUUCAUCGCGUUCGCAAGGACCAGGAAGAAGCUUAGCGAUGUGGAUUCCUUCACAACGUGCAUCCAGGACGCUGCAAGGGAAACGCUCCCGGUUCUAUUGCCGCGGAAGAAGUUUGUCUUUGCAUCUGCGGAAACAAAAUCCACAUACAAUUCUGUAUGUGUCGCGCGCAGCGCUGGUGACUUCAACCAGGAGAAGCGUCACAGAAGGAAGCUGCAUCGUCAACUGCAACAAGACCGCGAUAACGAGUGGACGUCAAGAGCGAUGAAGUUUGAGAAGGUGUGGAAGGACAGGAACCUGUGGAAAGCCUAUGCUCUACUAAAACAGUGUACAGGCAAAAUUAAAAAAUGUUUCCCUGUCCUCAACACUGCCAAUGGGGUAGCUGUCGGUGAAGCAAUCCUUCCAAUUUGGAAGCAACACUUCAUGACGUUGCUGAACCGUCUAGCACCGUCAGCUUCUGAACUCGAACACGUUCAUAGACCGACAUAUGCGGUUAACGAGGAGCCACCGACCGAGUCGGAGGUCCUGGUCUGUAUUCAAAAAAUGAAGAAUGGAAAAUGUGGUGGAGACGACGGGAUUAGCGCAGAAAUGCUAAAAUAUCUUCCUCCGUCUGGGAUUCGUGAGAUGACAAAGAUCAUCCGUUCAAUAUGA